CCCCAAACCUGGCGAAACUGUGAGAAUCGCAGCGAUCAUCAGCAUCCAACUAACUUUCCUCCCCUCUCCUCUCCUAUCCUUUUUCUUGCCUUCGCCAUCGAUGGCCACCGAGGUGCUGCGCGCACACAACAUCAUGCUGCCGCCGCAGAGGAUCCGGGCGGCGCACCGUAGGCCUAGCAACCCCGGCACCAGGAGGUCUCCGCCGCCGGCCGCCGGCCGGAGGAACCAAGGCAGCAGGAAGACAUCGGCUUCGGUGAGGCCCGCCGCGGAGGUGUACGCCGGGCCGGCGUUCUCGGCGUCCCCAGAGCCGAGCUCGCUGCCGAUGCCACAGUUCCCCGUCAAGAAGGCCGUCGCCGUCGUCGACGACUCCGCGACGCGCGACCUCAGGCGCAUCCUGCGGCUGGAUAUGUAGCUAGCUAGCUUGCUCGCUUGGGGAUGGUGGUUGGUGGCUUUAUUCGCCCGCUCUCUGUUUUAGUUUGUUGUUAGUAGUUUGCAGUAUCUUAACUCUUAAGCUAUCUCUAGCUACCCUAGUGGUGACUGGCGCACCGCCGCGGCGAGGCCUCCGGCUCAGUUUUAUUGUGUGGCCGGCGGCGAGGCAUGCGGCGGCUGUGGACUAGUCCAACCGCGACGGCGGUGUAGAGCGAACGCAGCGCAGUACGUGGCCGUGAUGUAAUAAGUAGAAACGUAUAGGCCGGGUAAUUAAGGCGUUCCUCGGUAUACAAGAGAACACCGCGGGUAACAAGUCAAGAAUGUAAUUACGAUCUCGUAAUCGUCUGUGUCUUAGUUAGGUAUGCUACUUUCUCGGUCUGUUCAUCGAUAGAAAUUACAUUUCUGUGUGUUCAAUCA
This is a messenger RNA of Phragmites australis (common reed), 846 nucleotides long. RefSeq lists its product as uncharacterized. The coding region runs from base 101 to 412 and encodes 103 amino acids. Lineage: Eukaryota; Viridiplantae; Streptophyta; Magnoliopsida; Poales; Poaceae. The record is from RefSeq and is a predicted model, not a curated record. The transcript has a single exon.